AUGUCGUCGAUUCACUACAAGUUCCGUGCGGAGCUUGAUUACAAAACUCUGCAGUUCGACGGAUUGCAUAUACGCGGAGAACAACUAGUUCGCGAAAUUUGUGCGAAAGAAAACCUGAAACUCGAGCUCUUCGACUUGCAGCUGCAGAAUGCUCACACAAAAAAGAUGUAUAGUGAUGAUGAGCUGAUUCCAAGAAAUUCGUCAAUAAUAGUGCAAAGAUCUCCGCGAAAGGAUGCGGCCAAAGUUCAGAAAGUCCAAGCUGGAGUCAAUUCUGGAAUGGUAAAUCAAGCGGAUCCUAGUUCGACUUCUCUUGAUCCGAGUACUCAUAUUGCAUCGGAGGAAUUCGAAAACAUGGAUGAGGCUGAACGUCUCAAUCACAUUCGUGAUCAAUCAACUCGAGCAUAUGAUCCAGCUAACUUUCGUCGUCGACCACAAGGAAUUAUGACUGGACCACCACCACCGACGUACACUUGCAAUCGCUGCUAUCAACCUGGACAUUGGUACAAAAAUUGCCCGAUGGUAAUGCCUAAAAAGGAUUCGUUCGCGACCCAUCUUUUUCUCUUUUGUACCUCCUCGCGGAGCUCUUUCUUUUUUAUCAACUUCUGUGUGUGUUCGAUGAACGAAGAUAAAAGGCCCUGUUUUGUACAAAAGUUAUCUCAUUUUCAGCUCAAUACGAAGCGAACAACUGGAAUACCAUCACAAGAGCUUAUGGAAACUACAGCGGACGAUCCGGCAGCCAUGCUGCAUCCGAGCGGCAAGUACGUUGUUCCGAUAAUGCAUUGGAAGGCUCGUCAAGAUACGCUUGCCAAAAAGGGCGAAGAUGGAUCCUCUUCUCCUGCUCAAGUUGAUCGCAAAGUUCCUACAGAGCUGCUCUGUCCAUUGUGCCAGUCUCUGUUCAAGGAAGCAAUCGUCACUUCCUGUUGUGGAAAUUCGUAUUGUGCUGAAUGCAUUGAGCAGAUUAUAAUUGAUCCAGAAAAUCGAAAAUGUCCUGGAGCUGAUUGCGGCAGAGAAGUGAGUCUUAUUCGUCCCCUCUUCUGUUAUCUUGAAUUUUUUCAGCUAUCCAUUACAAGUAUCAUACCAAAUAAAACUCUUCGCGAUGCUGCCGCCGCCUGGCUUGGCGCAUCUGCUCCUGGUCAGUUACCAGCAGGCCAAACUAUACAAGAGCCAGAACAAAUUCGUAUUCGAAUUGGAUUAAAAGCACCCACUGCUUCUGGAGGACAGAAUAUCGUGGCUGGGAUAUCACCUGGAAGCGGACUAAUUGCACAACAACCAGUAGUCGUCCCAAUGUCUUCGGCUCCACCAACCAUUCCAUUAUCUUCCGCCUCGCAAGUUUCUUACAUCAAUUCAAUGCCAAAUGUGCCCGGUAUCCCGUCAACCACUCCCGUUGUCAUCCAAGACGUUACCCUUCCACCCCCGUUUCUUCGACAAGAAAUUCCUCCUGGCAUCCCAGGAAUAUCUGGUAUUCCUGUUUACUCCCAGACUCCUGUCGCAGUUGGUAUCCCAAGUGCUGUUCAUACGGCUUCAUCGGCCUAUAACACAACGCCCUUUGACGAUGCGUUCUCACAGAGACUUGCAGCGCUAUCAGGUAUUUCUGCUACUGAAUCAAUGCACACCAGUGGCAAAAAGCGAUCUCACAAGGAUGACAGAACGAGGCGCAAAAACCGACAUGAUCCGAGAAGUCGUCGACGACGAGAAUCUUCAUCAGGAUCAACCUCUUCAUCUGACACAUCCUAUUCUUCUGAUGACAAUAGCCGCCAUAAUCGUAACCGACGGGAUCGUGGACGAGAUUCAAAGCACAGGCGCAGUGUCGAGAAGGAGCGCUCAAAGCGAUCAGAUGAACGCAGGAGAGACCGGGAAAGAGAUCGUGAGCACCGCGAUUAUCGGGAACACCGUGAUAGUCGCGAAAUGAGAAAUAGCGGCAGAAGCAAAGAUGUGAAAGCGACAUCAUCGUCGUCGUCGUCGCAUCGUAGAGUUCGCGACGAAGGACGGCGCAAAGACAGAAACAGAGACGAUGAGAAGAAGUAUGAUCGCGAAUCAAAUGAUGAUAGAGAAUGCACAAACAAAGAUGUCGAGUCCAAGGAUGAAGACGAGAUAGACGGAAUUAUCGCAGAGUACGGUAAUGUACAAGUUCAAGAAGCGGAGACUAUUGCUCCUGUCGAGUCAGAAGAGCACGUUAAAGACGAAGAAGGUUCAACACCACUUCACGAGAGCAGUACAUCACCCAGAUCUAUACCGAAUCGGGAUGAAGAAGAAGAUGAUGAACCUGCGGCAGACGACGAGCCUGUGGACGAAGAAGAAAAAGGGCCUCUUCGUGAAAAGUCACUGACUGCGUCAAACCACGCCAUAGAAACCAGUGAAGCCGAAGUGACUGAAACCAAAGAUGAGGAAAUGCCUCUUGUUGAAGAGCAAUCUGUAGAGGAUGAUGAGGUGGUGGCGAACAAGAAGGAAGACGAUGACCAGCUGAAAGACAAAGAAUCACAGGCUUCAACUAUCAACACUGCUGAUGAGGAUGAAGAAGGUGAAAAGAAGCAUAAGAAGAACAAGAAGAGCAAGAAAAGCAAAAAAGAAAAGCAUCGUAAGAAGGAUGAUGACGAUGAAGAUGAAGAGAGAUCACGAAAAAAACAUAAGAAACACAAAAAGGAGAAGAAGUCAAAACGGGAGAAACGAGAAGCUGAUAGUGAUCAUGAGCAAGAACGUAAAGAAAGAAAGAAGAAUAGGGGAGAGAGAAAUCAAAAAGAAAACAAUAACGAUUCUAAAGAUCAUCAUCGCUCCAAAGAUUUAAAAAAAGAACGGGACGAUGGAAGUGAGUCAAGGGAUAAAAAGUAUCAAGACAAAAAAGCUGGCACUGAAAGGAAACACGAGAAGGAAAGAAGGUACAUCGAUGAGCAGGACAAGAAGAAAGAGCGGAAGCGGGAUCGUAAUGCUGAUGAGUAUGAUAGUGAUGCUCCGCAGGUGAAGAUCAAACGCGAAGAGAAAAACAAAGAUGAUCAACAAGAUCGUGAUCGUAAAAAAGAGGAUCCAGAAAAUGGAAAGGACUGGAGAAGAAAGGAAAGAGACAGAGAAGUCAAAGAUAAGAAGCACGAUAAGUACAAAGAAAAGGAACGCGAAGAUGAUAAUGAAAAGGUGAAGCAGCGAGAAAAAGAGAAGGAACGCCAGAAGGAACGAGACAAAGAGAAAGAACGUCAGAAAGAAAAAGAACGCCAGAAGGAAAGGGAGAAGGAUAAAGAGAAGGACAAGGAUAGUGCCAAACAGAUCGAAAAGCCACGAAAAUCGGUCCACGAAAGACUUCAAAAAGCGAACACUGUAAAUGCUUCAGCCUCUUCAACAUUUUCCUCGAGAUCUGCACCAUCUCGUAAACCUGUUUCCUUCUCUCUAUCUUCUAGCAAGCCAACAUCAAGUCUCAGAGCUCGCCAAUACUCCUCAUCGUCGUCUGCUAAAGAAGAUGAAGAACAUUGCCGGGUUUUACAGUGCUCGAAGCAAGAUCGUCGCAAAAAAGAGGAAACGGAUGUGGAGAGCAGCGGAGAUAAGGAAAAGAACAAAAAAUCUUCUCGUCCAUCAAAUGAGGCAACAGUCACGAAGCAUAAAACUCCCCCUCAAACAUAUAUUUCACCCCCGUCAUUUCUCGGUCCCAAUAUUCUUUUCACUUCUCCGCAUUCCGAUUCAAUUUCUUGUAGAAGCCCUUCUAGAGAGGCAUCUUCCUUGUAA
Messenger RNA from Caenorhabditis briggsae, 3705 nucleotides. It is a transcript of the gene Cbr-tag-214, whose product is annotated as Protein CBR-TAG-214. The transcript has 15 exons. Gene Ontology annotation, biological process: protein ubiquitination; mRNA processing; ubiquitin-dependent protein catabolic process. Gene Ontology annotation, molecular function: zinc ion binding; ubiquitin protein ligase activity; nucleic acid binding. The record is from RefSeq and is a predicted model, not a curated record. NCBI's taxonomy places the organism in Eukaryota, Metazoa, Nematoda, Chromadorea, Rhabditida, Rhabditidae. Bases 1 to 3705 code for a protein of 1234 amino acids. Gene Ontology annotation, cellular component: nucleus.